Tyto alba (common barn owl) is the source of this 2897-nucleotide messenger RNA. It is a transcript of the gene ST3GAL6, whose product is annotated as ST3 beta-galactoside alpha-2,3-sialyltransferase 6. Gene Ontology annotation, biological process: glycolipid biosynthetic process. The coding region runs from base 512 to 1570 and encodes 352 amino acids. Gene Ontology annotation, molecular function: beta-galactoside alpha-2,3-sialyltransferase activity. The transcript is spliced from 12 exons. The record is from RefSeq and is a predicted model, not a curated record. NCBI's taxonomy places the organism in Eukaryota, Metazoa, Chordata, Aves, Strigiformes, Tytonidae.
AUUAUUUAUUAGCUUUCUUUUCAAAUAGCAACGCCCAGUCCCGAGCGGUUGGGUGAUGUAGUGCGGAGAGAAGAUUUUUCAGAAGUCCCCUAGACUCUCUCCCGCGUUCGUCAUACAAGGUGGGGCUUCAUUCUGCCCCCUAGCAGCGGCCCUUCGGGGGGGUAGUGCCUCCCCCCGGGGCUUUCCCUGGGGCCGGCAGGAGCGAGGCGAGGUUCUCGGGAAGGGAGAAUCCUGCAUUCGAAAUAACCGCUGCGGCUUUCGGUUUGCUUGGCUUCCCGCCCCGCCCGGGGACAGUUUGUUAAUUAGCUGUUAAUUCCUGGGGGCUGAGGCGGCGGGGCGGGAAAGAUAGGGCUCAGCUGAAACAAGCCCUCCUCGUUAUCGUAAACACCAGCCGAAGCUAUCGAGACGCUGCCAACAGCAGCCUGGGCGCCCCGCUAAGAAGCGACAAAGUUCUGUCCUCUCGUCUCGGGUGGUUUAAAUACCUGUCCUACUGAUAAGUGGUCUACCAGUCAUGAAACGAAUUCUUCUGUUUUUUAUCCUGGCUGCUGCUGUUAUGUAUGGUAUACUGCAUGGAAAUCUGUGGAGAAAUAACCUCUACUGGAUUAGCUUUUAUGGACAGACUUCCUCUGUGAGGGCUCCUCCUUCCUAUGAGACUGGUGGAGUUACCCAGCUGCCACCUACGGCUGUGGAGAGAAGGAACGCGCUGGACACUUGUCUCCUGAAACCAGCAUUUGAACCUUUACUAGGUGUUGACAAAAUAUACCCGUUCCUGUGUGCUAAUGAUUUUAUCAGAGUGGCGGAGUUCCAUGGGAGCGAUAAGUUUGAACUACCUUAUGGAAUAAAGAGAGCAGAGCAAUUUUUUCGCUUAGCCCUUUCAAGACUGCAGAACUGUGGACUUUCCAAUGAAGAUGACAGCAUUUCAUGUCGACGGUGUGUUGUGGUCGGUAAUGGAGGAGUUCUUCGAAAUAAGACAUUAGGGGAGAAAAUUGACUCGUAUGAUGUGAUAAUAAGAAUGAAUAAUGGCCCUGUUGUAGGGUACGAAGAGGAUGUCGGGAGGAGGACGACGUUCCGCCUUUCUUACCCGGAAUCCAUCUUCUCGGAUCCGAUCCACUACGACCCGAACACGACUGUCGUUCUCAUCGUCUUCAAACCACGUGACUUGAAGUGGCUUUGGGAGAUACUAGGUGGUCAGAAAAUAAGUGCAAAAGGCUUUUGGAAGAAACCGGCUCUGAACAUGAUAUACAAAUCUAGUCAAAUUAGGAUUCUUGAUCCCAGCAUCACCAGAAAAACUGCUUAUGAAUGGCUUCACUUCCCAACACGGUUUCCCAAAAAGGAGAAACCCAAGCAUCCAACAACAGGGCUAAUUGCCAUCACACUUGCGUUUCACAUAUGCCAUGAAGUUCACCUGGCAGGCUUCAAGUACGACUUCACUGACAGAAACAGUUCUUUGCACUACUACGGCAACGACACAAUGUCUCAGAUGAUGCAGAACGAAUACCACAACAUCAACGCUGAGCAGAAAUUUUUGAAGAAGCUUAUAGACAAGAACUAUGUGGUCAAUUUGACAUGAAAGCUGAAUGGAGAAGACAAAGAACAAUCACUAUUUUCAAGAUUUGAAAAAUUUUUAUUUUUUGUACGACAUUUUUAUUUUUUAAGUGCAGCAUAACUGUUUACUGUUUAAAAGGAGCACAGAAACCUCAUCAAGGCAGAAGCUUCUUCUAAGCCUGAGGGUGGUGGACUAUUGCAAACGGAGUUAACUGAAUUUCUGUGAAGCUAUUUAAUAAUGGGAAAACCAUGAAACUUUCAGCUGAAAGUAUCAGGGAUAUAUCAAAAUGUGAUGCACAUCGCUUAUUUAUCAGCAAGAACUCUUUCCAAAUAAUUACUUCUCUGGAAUACCUUUUCGUUUCUGAUGUUUUUGUCCUCCAAACAAGUUAUUAUACCGUCAAGAGACUGAGGUGACCAGUGUUUAAUGAGUGGAUGGAUACAAAGUCUUGAAUGUCUGCCUUGUAGGAAAAUGGAUUUAAAACAAUGCCUAUAAAUCAUUACUGUGUGUUUGGGCGAAGGGGGGAGCAUACAGAGCGCACAGGUUUUGGUCUGCCCUGCUCCUGAGGAGGGGACGUCCGUCUUCAGCAGAGAAGCUUCAGCUUCUGCCCUGGCCAGCGGUGCUGAACUGCCGUCCGCCCGUGCCGAAGGUGAAGACCCUUUGGUCUGAUGGGUGGAGAUGCUGGUCUUGACAGUGCUCGUGUUGUUACUCAUUUUAUGGAGCACCAUACUCCCUGUGCUGUGCGUCCAGUUGAUUUUGCAGUUGGUGACUUGGCUUAGAAAAGAGGGAUAUGAAGAGGGAAGAGUUGUCCUCACUACGUGCGUGUCAGCCGCUCCCCCGGGACCACAACAGAAACGUGAGCUGGGACAGAGAUACUCAGGCCUGAGUUUAAAUUUAGAGCCAAUGCUUGUUGGAUUCCUAGAUCUCCAGGACAGGAUCUCAUUUAUCUUUCUCUUCUCUCCCCAAGAAUCGAGGUGCAUUUUUUCCUAGCCAGCACAAUUUCCUCUCUCAGAUGCUGUAAUGCAUUUCCACCUUUGAAAUGCAUCAAUAUGAGCAAUGAAUGUCUCUGGUUUUGGCAGUAGAGAGAGUAAGGGAAUAUCAAGACGUACCUCAGCUGAAUUAUCAUUUGGCUUCUGUUUACCUCUCCUGUCUUGACAUUUAGGUUUAAAGGAUGUGGCUGAAAUAAAUGAUUUAGUUGUAGGAACUUACUUGGAAUUUUAAUAGAAACAUUUAAUGGGACAUUCAUGUUUCCUGUAUUGGUUUGUAUCGGAUGAGCCUGCUAAGUUAAAUCUGCCUGGGAAUGCCCUCAACAACUGUCAGAGGAACAAGUAAUACAAGUAAUAUGCUGUUCCAA